AUGGACUCUACCUUCGACGAAGAAGUCGAUGAAGGAGACGUGUGGACGCCUCUGCAACUUGCAUCAUCAAGUGGAGAUCUUGCAGCUGUUGAGGCUUUGCUAAUAGCUGGCCAUGAUCCGAAUGAGCUUCCGAGGGGCUUCUACGGGCGAACAGCUCUUCAGGCUGCAGCAGUCGACGGGCAUAUUCCUGUUGUCAAGCAUCUCCUCAAGGCUGGAGCCAGUCCAAAUGCGCCAGGCGGAAACAAUGGUGGUAUACCGGCAUUGGCACUCGCGGCCAGAUCUGGCCACAUGUCUAUUGUUCAAUUGCUCAUUGAAGCCGGUGCCGAUCUCAACGCAUCACCUCAUAGAUACAUGGGUCGGACAACGCUGCAGGCUUCCGCAGAGAACGGACAUUUGGAGAUCGUGGAGUUGCUCUUGAGUCGAGGUGCUGAUGUCAACGCAUCUAUGGCACACCACUUUGGUCGUACAGCACUCCAAGCAGCUUCAGCCGGAGGACAUGGCGCCGUCGUAGAGUGCCUGCUUGAAUGUGGCGCAGACGUGAAUGCCCCAGCUUCGAAGUACAGAGGGCUAACGGCGCUUCAAGGGGCGUGCAGCUGCGGAGAUGUCGCUAUAGUGAGAAAGCUUCUUGAAGAAGGUGCAGAAGUCAACGCUGCCGCGAGCUACUACAAUGGCGUGACUGCUUUGGCUGCUGCAUCAGCGUCAGGCAAUCUGGAGAUACUUGAAGUGUUGCUGCGAGCUGGUGCAGAUGUCAGCCAACCGUCUGGAAAUAAACAUCAAAUUGCAUUGGAGAUAGCGGUUGCAAAUGACCAUGCCGAGCUUGCGAGCCUCCUGACGCCAAAGCGCCCAGUGGACGAUGGAGGAGAUGAUGGGAACGACAAGUAA
Molecule: messenger RNA, 882 nt
Organism: Cercospora beticola
Lineage: Eukaryota; Fungi; Ascomycota; Dothideomycetes; Mycosphaerellales; Mycosphaerellaceae
Product: ankyrin repeat domain-containing protein
Biological process (GO): protein localization to T-tubule; regulation of cardiac muscle contraction
Cellular component (GO): T-tubule
Molecular function (GO): protein binding
Source: RefSeq, a predicted model, not a curated record